Messenger RNA from Girardinichthys multiradiatus, 4221 nucleotides. RefSeq names its product transmembrane protein 132D. Lineage: Eukaryota; Metazoa; Chordata; Actinopteri; Cyprinodontiformes; Goodeidae. The transcript is spliced from 10 exons. The record is from RefSeq and is a predicted model, not a curated record. Bases 273 to 3863 code for a protein of 1196 amino acids.
UUGAGCCAUCAGCAGCACUCCCGAAGGAGAAAAGAACAAGAGACAGGACGCAGCAAUUAAACCUGUUCCACGCAUGUCAGGGACCAGAUUUAGGUGGAUGUGAAAGUGGAGCAAGAAUUUUUUCUCUCUUUCUCCUUGUUUCAUCCUCUGGAAUCAAAGGGAGUCACCUUACCGGACACCGGGUGAUGUUAUGACUUCUGUCCUGAGCUUUCUUUCAAACGUGUGCACACUGGAGCUCAGAACAGAGAGUAACAACUUGGAACUUUUUUAAAAUGAUGUUCAACUAUUCCCUCAGAUUACUGUUUCCAGUUGUGGCAGUUCUUACAGCUAUUAAAGCUGCAGGCAGCCAGAAAGUUGAAGAUGCUGGAAUAUUACCUCCUUCACCUCCUUCACCUAUUUAUCCAUCCAUCAAAUUUCAAAUCUUCAAUGCAGACCACGUGUUUCUUGGACAGGGCAGUCCAGGGACAUCAGGUAACUCAAGCCUCAAAGUUCAGGCUAAGACGUUUUUCAUCACCAAUCUGGGAGCCCUGAUCAUGCAGCCAGCUAUCAAGGCUUCGUAUGGCCCCCUAGCUGUAGAUGCCACCAUUCCUCCAGACCUGCUUCUUAGUGGAUGCAAAAUCCUUGCAGUGAUUUUGAUUCGGCAGGUUCGAUCCUCAUACCCGUUUGUUAAUAUUCUUUUCCACAUGCCCACAGAAGGCAAUCUAACUUUCAAGCAAGAAACAAUGGACUCCAAUGGAGAUAACGAGGCUAAGGCCAAGGAUGAAGCUCACUGUGUGACAGCUUAUGCCUUCUGGGAGACGAAGGAAGUCAGAGGAGCUUGCCUGGUUUCUCCAGGUGGAUUCUGCGUGGCUCAGCUCAUGCCAGAACCAUCUUGGUUCAGCUCAAGCAACAGAUCUGGAAGCUCGAGCCGUGAAGCAGAAAAAUCUGAAGGAAUCAAAGGGCUUCGGGGAAAUCUUGUGGAGAUCUACUUCCAGAGCAGAAGGGACCAGACUGGCCAAUGCGCUCCACAAGACAGUCUGCAACGAGUGGGAGUGGGAAGAGGGAGAUACUCUGGGGGAUCAGGGACACCUUUGCAGAGGAUUGGAAGUGUCAGUCUUUUAAAAACACAAACAGGCAACCCUACUUUCCUUCGGCUUAGGCUGGGUGGUGCUGUGAUGAUCCAAACUUCUUCCAAGCCCUUAAAGAACGAGGAUGUGGGAACUUUUUACAUCUUCCUGGCUAGUGCAUCUACACUGGAAAAUUUCACUUUGAGGGCUGCUGUAAAAUCAGGUUUGUUCUUCAGCGCGGCACGACCCAGUGAUCCAUUACUGUGGGACAUUGUGGUAGAGCCUGGGAGAGGAGCAACUCCCAACACUGUUACUGUUGUCUGCCGCAGGAAGACUUUCAUUACCUCAAAAAGGGGCCUUCUGGAGAUUUUGCAGCUAGACUUUAUGCCAAAAGAUGCCUCUGAGCAGAUUGAGAGUCAGGCCAUCUCCUGGCGUCUGGAGCUGCCAGGGAAUGUCAAAGAUGUUGGCUUAAUGCGGAUCUUCACUGCCCCGAGAGACUUCAUUGGACUGGCACCUCUGGUGAUGACCACAGAUAUUCUUAAUACUGCUGUGUUGACGGGUAAAGUGGUUUCAGUACCUGUGAAAAUCCUUGCUGUUGAGGCAAACGGCACAGUUACAGAUGUGACAAACUACACAAACUGCAGAUCAACUGAGGUGGAUGUACUCAAGAUGUCAGAGCGCUGUAACUAUGUUUUUCUAAAUGGGAAAGAGACGAAAGGCAAAAGCAGGGUGAUGCUCAAUUUCAUGUAUGGUUUCCUGAGCACGCAGCUGGAGAUGAGUGUGUGGAUGCCCCGCCUGCCCAUGUUCAUCGACAUCGCCGACCCUGAGCUUAACCAGAUUAAGGGCUGGAGGGUUCCCGUCACAACUGGAAAUAGAAGAUCUGCGUGGGACAGUGAAGAAGAUGAGGACAUGAGGAAGGGCAGGGGAUGCAUGUUACAGUAUCAGCUCUCUACAGUGAGGGUGCUCACACCUUUUGUGGCCCAGUCUGACUCUGAGGUUCUGCCUGGCCCACUUACUGGAGAAGAGCCUGUUGAAUACUUUCUAGGUUCUGAAUGGCAGGUGGAUGUGACCAACCUUGUGCGCUAUGCUAUAAAAGUAGCAGAUCCUGAAGUCGCCAGGGUGCAAGAUGGCAUCAUACUGCAAGGACGGGCUGUGGGGACCACUAUUGUGCAGGUGCUGUCCCCACUGAUGUCAUCGGUCCUGGCUGAGAGGAGCAUCAGGGUGGUGGAUGAUAAAGUGAGCGUGACAGAACUGGGGGUGCAGUUGGUUUCCGGACUCUCUCUGUCUCUUCAGCUCAGCUCUGGGAGCAACAGGGCUAUUGUUGCCACGACGACCACAAGGGAGACAAUCACAGAGCUGAAACAGGAAGCAGUGGUCAGCUGCUGGGUUCAAUUUAGUGAUGGGGCGGUUGCUCCACUGGAGCUUUUUGACCGUGGUGUCUACUCUCUCACAGUCUCCACCAAUGACGAGAGGGUGGCCACUGUGCGGCGUACCUCGCUGUCCACAUUCGUGGUCGCACAAGGUGAAGGUGAAGGCCGUGGUAGGCAGGUAAAGGUGGAGCUGAGGAUCUGUGAAGAAUGCCAGAAGUCCAAGAGGAAGAGCAAGCUAGCUGUGGGUGCAGGGAUUCUCAAGACUAAUUUCCGGAGCAGCAGAGGUGUAGCAGGAGGAGCAAGCAAAAAUGUGGAAGCGGUGGGUGAAGUAAAAACAGCAGUGACAUCGCAAAACUUAUUCACAGUGAUGGAUAAAAGACCAGUCAUUGAUACAACAACCAACGAGCAGUCUAUUGUAGCAGAAAGCACCAUCACAACUACGCUUCCCAACAGAUAUGUGCAAACAUCAGCAGUAUGGGUUGGAAGAACCAAACCUACAGGAGGUACUGUAUCUAGUGUCAUUAGCAUGGCCACUUCAACAACUAUAAAGAAAUUACGGUCUGAUGCACAGCUGAACACUGCCAAACCAACAGUGGGGUUUGUCAGUAAAGGAGAUGGGAAGAAGAAAAGAUAUGGGAACAUGCUUGACAACUCUAAUUCAUCCUCUAACAAUGACAUUCCUAUAGGUGACAAACCUGAGAAAGAGCCCCCCAAAACUAAAACACCUAAAGUAAUUGAGAGCGACCUCAUCAGGACUUUCAAAGCCCUGUCCGACUUGGAAAUUGGCAUGUAUUCCUUAAUCGGGGUUUCCUGUAUCGCUAUCAUGGUAUUUUUGCUCAACUGUGCUUCAUAUAAGCUGUGUUUUCAGAAACAGAAGACCCCAAUACAGACAGGCCCAGCUCCCACUGCAGACCUGAAGGAUCACAAGCAUGACUGGGUGUGGAUGGGGGGAAACAGUCACAGCACCCCUCCACCUGGUGCUCCACCGGCCCCGGCUCAAGCUUCAACCAUAAAACGCGAGCCUCACUGUCCUCUAGAGUCCCAUCAUUCAAUAGAUUCAAUGAAUCCCAGUGACCUGCAAGGGUCUUUGCCAACAGUGAGUGCCCCUGCUGCCCCAGAGAGAACCGCUACACUGGGGCGCUGCAGGAGCAGUUCCCAGCAACACCAGUUUCAAGCAAAGGCCAUCGACCCCAUGGCAAACCGGUCAGCCACUUUGCUAGCAAGACCACACCGCAGCGAGCCUCUGCAUUCUCCCACCAGCAAGAGAAAUCAAGUCCAGUUCACUACCUUCACCACACUUGACAUCAAGCACUUGGCUGCACUGAAGAAGAAUGGUGUGGACUUAAACUGGGCUAACCAGAAAACGCAGCUGCCCCCUGCUCAGCCCCAGACACCUUUACCUGACAUGCCUUGGCCUGUUGUCACACCAUUAGGAGAGCCCCAGUGAGUUUACUGAUGGGGCCAUAUAUGUUUGCAUAAGUAGUCAGGAGGAAUAUCAUGCCUUUUAAAUAUAUUCAUACCUCUUGAUCUUUCCACAUUUGGUCACAUUACAAUCAUAAUCUCACAAAUAUAUGUUUUUAGUUUCCACAUAAAAAUCUAUACAAAGUAGUUCAUAAUUGUGAAGUAUAUGGGGAAGUGUCCAUGUUUUCUAUAUCAGAAUCAGAAUCAGCUUUAUUGCCAAGUUCAUACAUACAAACAAGGAAUUUGACUACGGUACACUUAGCUCUCUGGGUUUUUUUUGUUUAUUUUGGGCGGGGGUUGUUUAAUGAAUUAUAAGAUAUAUUUAUGCAUAUAUCUUUAUAUCC